This is a messenger RNA of Pseudophryne corroboree (corroboree frog), 3804 nucleotides long. RefSeq names its product Rho GTPase activating protein 27 (gene ARHGAP27). Gene Ontology annotation, biological process: signal transduction; regulation of GTPase activity. The record is from RefSeq and is a predicted model, not a curated record. Gene Ontology annotation, molecular function: protein binding. Gene Ontology annotation, cellular component: cytoplasm. Bases 381 to 3209 code for a protein of 942 amino acids. NCBI's taxonomy places the organism in Eukaryota, Metazoa, Chordata, Amphibia, Anura, Myobatrachidae. The transcript is spliced from 17 exons.
CUGCACCCAGCUCUCCUCUGUCCCAGACACGUAACACACUGCCUCUCUACUGCCUCAGACACUUCAUACACUGCCUCUAUGCUGUACCCAAUACUGCACUGUCCUUAGCACUGCGUAGCCUGUCUGUAAUCUGCAUCCAGCUCUGCAGUCUGCGCUGCCCUAGAACAUUGUAUGCUGCCUCUAGACUGCACUCAGCUCUACAUUUUGUCCAACCCUUUUGAAUGCUAUGUGCCACUGCCCUAAUUCCUAAAUCAUCAUCCUGGACUGUGUUUUUUUUAAAUCUUUUGUUUUUUUAUGGAAUGGAGAUAAGGCAGAACACUGCUGCUCGGGACACUGACACAAUGCAGUAAGGAUCCACAGGGAAGAAGUAUACAGUCAGGAUGGAAACUGCUGCAUCUCUGGAGAAGGAAUGUGUGCUAGUGGAACAUGAGUUUGAAUACAUAACAAAAGAAGGGAGCGUUAUCUCCAUAAAACCACAUGAGAGGUAUAUACUCCUGAAGAGAACUAAUGAGCACUGGUGGCACGUCUGCCAAGAUAACAAGACAAAACCUUUUUAUAUUCCAGCAAAAUAUGUAAAAGUCCUGUCGUCCUCUAGCCGGAGCUCCAAUGGAACUGAGAUUUUUCAGGCGUGCUCUGAGGAUGUGAUAGAACAAGCACCCUGUACUCAAUAUAGCUACACGUUCCUGCCAGUAGACCCACAACCCAGUGCAGGUAUGCCUUCAUUGUUGUCAAGUGGUGGCAGUGAUGCAGUAUUGUCCCGUGUACAGAAGGCUGGCACUGACAGCAAGCAGGCCAAUUCCGCCAUUGAAUUGCUAUCAGGUGACAUGCAGCAAUUAAGUGUUGUACGUUCCAGGCCAUCUCACUCUAUGUUGGACUUAUCAGUGGUCAAUGGGAAUGCAGCAGCUGAAGCAGGACAAGUAAUUUCACAGGGUAAAACUGAUGGUGGACGUACAUUGGGGCCACUGAGAACAUUCCACAAUUCCAAAAAAAUCUUGGACCCCCAAAAACGCAUUAGCUUCAUGAGCCCUCCGCACUUGAAAACCACCAUAAGGCCCACCCAGUCUCUUAAUGAUCUACAGGCCAUCAAGUCUGAGCCACCUGCAUCAUUCAGCCGACAGCUAGAAGGUACAAACAUACCAGAAAUCCAGUUCCAUGUAGAGGAGCUACUCAUCCAACAGAUCAAUAUGGCUGGAAUGGGUGGCGUUACAUCUCCAGAAAAGGCUGUGAAGGAAGAGGAGGAUCAGGUGCAUAUUUAUGCUAAUUUAGAGGACUUUCGGAAAGAAAGCGCAAGACAGAGGUCAUUUUCUCAGCGGCACAGUUCCACCGGCACCAUAGAGGAGUGGGAAACUCACAUAGACAAAGAGAGUGGUCAGCUGUUCUACUACAACAGUCUCAGCGGGGAGACCACCUGGGAUUGUCCUUUUGAUCAAGCAGAAGACCAGCUUCACUCACCCUAUUCUCCGACAUCCUUGAGCCCAUUGCCAGGAGAAGCUGAGUGGGAGAAACUAUUAGAUGAAGUCAGUGGAGAAUUUUACUUCUAUAAUAUAGUGACAGGAGAGACAUCCUGGGAUCCCCCACCGGAGAACGAGUUGCAUUUACAAGGGGUAAAACCAAUGUUUUCCCCAAAUGGAUCAGUUAAUAGAAGGCCACCAACUCCAGAGGCUGAUUACCCAGAAUAUGGCCCAGAGCCAGAGGAAAUAGAAAAUUACCCACAAACUGACUAUGAUGGGCUAUAUGUUCCUCCUCCCCCUUACAAAGUCCCUUCUGAUGACCACUUCUCAGGCUGGUCCUGGCAAAUGAAAGAUGGGCAGAAACUGUACACCAACAGUUAUAAUGGUGACAUGUGGCUUCAGUCACAGGACAAGUAUGGGAAAACCUACUUUCAUACCCCAGAUGGGUCCAACUCAAUGUGGGACUUACCGCAGCUUGGCUCACCUGAAUUCCAGAAGGGGAGCAGUGACCUGGAUCAGAACAGCAAUACUCUUACCAACUGGCAGCAGAACUAUACAGCAAAUCCUUUACAGAAAGAAACAGAGACAAAAGGCUUGGAGAAAGCAGGGGUCCUACAUAAAGCAAAGAUUGCAGAGCAUGGGAAAAGGCUUCGCAAGAACUGGAGCGCGUCCUGGACAGUACUUGAAGGAGGAAUUUUAACAUUUUUUAAGGAUACUAAAAAUCUUUCAUCCAGUAGUUUGAAACAGUCAGUGCUGACCACCCCAGAACACACACUGAAGUUACAGGGUGCGUCAAUCCGAUGGGCCACGAAAGAGAAGUCCAGUAAAAAACAUGUAAUGCAGCUGAAAACCAGAGAUGGUGCAGAGUAUCUGAUUCACCAUGACUCAGAGUCAAUUACGACCGACUGGUUCACAUCAAUAAGCAAGUGUAUCGGCAAAAAUAUCCAUGUGUCUUCAGAGUACACCUCAGAAAAUGAGACAGAGUCCCUCCAGGAAUUUGGCUCGACAGAGAAGUUGGGGAUCAAAGACGAGAAGGAGAAGAAAACUGCGGGACAGAACAAUAACAACUCAGACAGUGACCGGAAUGUCCGAGCAAAGCUGAGGAAGUUCCUCCAGAGAAGACCAACAUUACAGUCUCUUCGUGACAAAGGUUACAUCCGAGACCAAGUCUUUGGGUGUCAUCUACAUGAGUUGUGUGAGAGGGAAAAGAGGAACGUGCCAGAGUUUGUCAGCAAGUCCAUUGAAGUGGUGGAGAAGAGAGGUUUGGAUAUUGAUGGUUUAUAUCGAAUUAGUGGAAACUUGGCUGUCAUACAGAAGUUACGUUAUAAGGUUGAUCAUGAUGAAAACUUUAAUUUAGAUGACGGUCGCUGGGAAGAUGUCCAUGUCAUCACUGGAGCGCUGAAGCUCUUUUUCCGCGAAUUGCCAGAACCACUCUUCCCCUACAGUUACUUUGACAAGUUUGUGGAAGCAAUAAGAAUAAGUGACCAGAACCAGAAGAAAAUACGCCUGAAGGAGUUGGUUUUGUCACUGCCUUCUCCAAAUCUAGAGACUAUGAGGCUGUUAUUCAGGCACCUGUGCAGUGUUGUUGAUUACAAAGAAUCAAACCGGAUGUCUCUACAAAGUGUCGCUAUUGUGUUUGGGCCAACUCUGCUGAAGCCUGAGGUAGAAGCUGCGAAUAUUGCCAUGUAUAUGGUGUUCCAAAAUCAAAUUGUGGAGCAAAUCCUCAUCCAUUACAAAUAUAUAUUUAACAACAGCUGAUUCCGUGCUGAUGGGACAUUUACCGACUGUGACAUGAAGGUGCAGGAUCGCCCGAUGACGUCUUACUAUUUAAUGUAUAUAUACUGUGCUCUUUGUAUAUGUAUAAAAUAUAUCUUGUACAUAUUCCUGGUCUCUCCUGUAGUUUUUGGCAGAUACACAUCUAUUUACAUAGAUUUUCUAGGCAUAAGAUCUGUGGGACUAGUACACCUUUCAUAGCCACUUAGACCAGAGUUUCUCAAACGCGGUCCUCAAGGCACCCCAACGGUCCAGGUUUUAGGUAUAUCCAUGCUUGGCCACAGGUGACUUAAUUAGCACCUCAGUCAAUUUGAUUUAACCAUCUGUGCUGAGCCAUGGAUAUACCUAAACCAGCACCAUUGGGGUGACUUGAGGACAACGCUUGAAAAACUCUGAUGUAGACAAUAAAUAAUAAAACAGAAUAAGGGAGAAAAAUAUCUCACUAUUUUAUUAAAGGGGUUUCCCACCUUCAAGCAAUUUUAAUGUAUUACUUUUUACAUGACUACCUUCAAAUGACUGAAUACAUUGGGGAGAUUUAUCAAAGCUUGCAGAGAGAUACCAGCCAAUCAGCUGUUAACUG